This is a messenger RNA of Petromyzon marinus (sea lamprey), 4635 nucleotides long. RefSeq names its product A-kinase anchoring protein 10 (gene AKAP10). Gene Ontology annotation, cellular component: mitochondrion; plasma membrane. NCBI's taxonomy places the organism in Eukaryota, Metazoa, Chordata, Hyperoartia, Petromyzontiformes, Petromyzontidae. The record is from RefSeq and is a predicted model, not a curated record. Gene Ontology annotation, biological process: intracellular protein localization.
UUUUAUUCGGGACAAGACCCAGUAAUUGAGAAGGAUCGUUUUAAUGUAUUUAAUUUUAAUUGUCAAGUGAAGGAAGUGAAAAUCCCCUCCCCCUCCUCCCCCCUCUGCUGAGCGGGGUGAGCGCUACUCGCGUGAGGGAGGCCUCCUUCACUUCAUCUCUCAUCAUCUCAUCAUCACUAUCACCUCGUCUGUCCUCACAUCUCCUCGUAUCAUCAUCAUCCUCAUCAUCCCCCCUCCUCCUCCUGCCUCAUCUUCGCCGGGGGAUAGGAGGAAGUGAGAGACAGAGAGAGUGGCGGGGUGGGUCACGGAGCCGGUCAUGGGCACCCGAGCCGACACGGCUGCACGUCCCGCAGUCCUCACCCGCCUCGUCAACAACCACCACCACCACCACCUCCUCUUUGUCGUCGUCGUCGUCGUGGGCUGAACAACGACAGCCCUCAGAGAUGUCGUUCAUCAUCAAGCGCAUGUCCAGAGAUAAGGGAAAGGGGAAGGAGGUGUUAUCCACUCGGAGCCCUGCAAGGUCAGCCCGGCAGCCGUCGAGGAAUCACGCGAGGGCCGAGACGCCGCCGCCGCCGCCGAGCCGCGAUGCGCUCAGCGCCAUCUCGGGGGCCAUGGAGGGCGCCGGGGUGCGCACCGGCGCCCUGCGGCGGCCGCCCCCCACGCUCGCCGAGCCGCAGCACUUUGGCGACCUCGGCCACGCGUCGCUGCGCGCCGUGCCCGCCGCCGCCGCCGCCGCCGCCGCCUCCCCCGGCGAGGAGGAGGGCGGCCCCCGCUGCCGCCUGAGCCGCACGCUGGGCGAGGCCCUGCGCGACCCGGCCGCUCUGCCGCACCUCCUCCUCGACCUGGAGGCGCGCGGCGCGCUGCACCUGGCGCGCUUCUGGCUGGACGCGGAGGCGUUCCGGCAGGAGAGCUGGGCGCGCGUGCGCACCCGCUCGCUCGACGCCGUCAAGCUGAGCUCGCUCGCCGCGCGGACCUCGCCCCUUCCCGCCCGCGGCUCGCCGGCCUCCCGGCGACCCUCGCCGCUCCUCGCCGCGACGGCGACCGAACGGUCGCCCGCGGGCAGAAACUUCCCGGCCGGGGAAGGCCCGGCGGCGCCGUCGCCGCCCGCGGGUCCCGGCGACGUCAGGGCGGCGCCGCCGCGGGAGCUGUGCGGCUGCGGGUCGGCGCGCUCGUGCCCGUUCUGCGGCGGCGGCGGCGCCGCCGGGCCCGAUCGCCCGAGGCGACGCGGACGGUCGCUGCUCGACGGUGGCGGCGGCGUGGGGGUGCGGAGCGGGGACGCGUGCGGGAGGGAUGGGGCGGAGGAGGGGAGGAGGCCGGCGAGGGCCGUGCCCGACGGGCUCGCGCUGCCGAGCGCGACCGCCGAGGGCUGCGACUCCAUCUCCGACAAGCUCAUGAAAAGUAUAGAACGGGACGCGGUGGAGCUGUUCACGCGCUUCGUGUCCCAGGAUGCCGAGGUGGCGCUGCCCAUCAGCGACGCCAUGCGGAACCUCAUCAUCGCCAAGAUCUGCGGCGAGGACGGGGACGUGGACCCCAACUGUUUCCUGCCGGCGCAGGAGCUCGUCUUUCACGAGCUGGAGACGCAGUUCUUCCCCCUCUUCCUGGAGAGCUCGCACUUCUGCCGCUACCAGAUGGAGGUGCUGACGAGCGGCUCCGUGUGUCUGGGCGACAUCCUCACCAGCGAGGGCACGCUCUUCUACUUCUCGGAGUUCAUGGAGAAGGAGGACGCGGCGGCGUUGCUGCAGUUCUGGCUCGUGGCCCACGACUUCCAGGCCCAGCUGGCGGGGAAGGCCGGCCAGUACGACGGGCAAGAGGCCCAGAACGACGCCAUGAUCCUCUACGACAAGUACUUCUCUCUGCAGGCCACGUGCCCGCUGGGCUUCGGAGACUCCGUGCGACCUGAGGUUGAAUCCAACAUCUGUCGGGAGGGUGGCCCGCUCCCUGACUGCUUCUCCACAGCUCUGCGCCAGGCCUACACCACCAUGGAGGCUGUCUACCUGCCUGGCUUCCUGUGCAGCGACAUCUACUACAAGUACCUGUCGGAGCUGCUGUACUCGGUGCGCAGUGAAGAGGCGCUGGGGCCAAGCGCCCACGUGCCCGGACGGGGGGGGGCGCCGCCGCCAUCCGAGGCCGUGGGCAACGAACGCGGGAACCAGGCCAACAGCAACAAGAAGAACCUGGUGAAGAUCCUCAAGAACUUCGACGAGGACAUCACGAUCGACGCCAAGAGCCUGGAGCCGGAGUCUCUCUACUACAGGCAUUACGCGGGGAAAAUGUCAUUUGGGAGGAUCAACACCCUCGGGCAGUUUGUCAAGGAGUCGGAGCCAAAUCCUGACGGGAAGAAACCCAAAGGAUCUCUGUCACAGGUUAUGAAGCGAUGGGUGCAAGGAACCACUGAUGAGGCGCAGGAGGACAUGGCGUGGAGGGUGGCGCGGAUGAUCGUCGGUGAGAUCGUGCGGCAGAGCGCCACGCUGAAGCCCCCCGCGCCACCGCCGGUGCCAAGCGGAGCCGCGGAGGCUCCCGGGAGAGACCCCGCGACAAGCGGCGGCACAGCCGAGCCCGGCGCAACAGUCGUCCAACGAGCGGAGCCCCCUGCACGGUGCCGACCAUCCCCGGAGCGCAGCGGCGCGCAGCCUUCGCGCGGCCUGCGUGCCGCCGCCGCCGUCGCCGCUGCCGCGCCCGGACCCCCUGCAGCCACCAAAUGAAGAAAUGUAUCGGCGGUCUACGACACAGAGGCGGCCAAACCGCGGCUCGCGAGCCAGCGCAGUCCACGCGCAGCUCGAUCGAGACGCGGCUCAUUCGUUUUUUUUACUUUUCGAAAGAGGAGAAAUCUGCAGAAGCAGGAAACGGUUUUUUGGUGCACUCCAACCCUGGCAGCUGAGCCAAACAAGAGUUACCCCCCCCUCUCCCCCGGGGUGCUCCCGCAGAUUUCUAAAUUUCAAAACUCCAUGGACAACCAGCGUGACCCGCUCGGAGCAUGUGGCUCUUCUUGGCCGUACGGCGAUGUUGGUACCGUGGCUCGUCGUGUCAGGAAGUUUGGCCACCCCCUUAGGCCAUGACCUCAAGCGUCCAUCUGCUGUUUGUUUUUUCUGUUUCGAAACCGUGACUGCCAAACUCCACGCCUCGUGACGCCACCCACUGUUACAUGUUUCUGCGGCCCUUUUAUCAGUUCACGGCAGGAUGAAGGCCCACUGCACCGUGCGGGGUCGUGGAAGUUAUACGACCGUACAUCGUCACGCUGGUCGGUGCACGUUGGAGAAGGCAGAGAGAGCCUAGAUGUGGGAGCGUAGUACAUUACAACAAUGGAUUUUGCUACAAUAAACCGCUGCUGACCACGACGUGACCUCACAGCCACAUGAUACGACUCGCCGGUACGGUCCGUGAAAGCGAUUUCACAAUGCAUCGCCUCCACGCGGUCCACUUGUGCAUUUUUACCGAUCAAUGCAAUCGAUGAUCGCACCUUUGCCAUCGAAACCUGCUUAUCGGCUAAAAUCGAAUCCCGGAUUUUGCGUCAGGGCUCGUAAUGGAGUUUGGCGACCCGGAUUUGGACUCCCGGCACUGUUUUAAUACAAAGGGGAACGAAGCAAGCGAACAAAGCUGACGGCGCUCCUUCCGUUCACGCACGCGGCCCGGCCACGCGGUGUAAAUUAGUAUGCUUCUUUUAUAAAGAUUUAUGAGCGUGCGGCUGAAUGUUCACGUGAACCGCUCGUCGCUGCUGUGUUUGGUUGUGGUGUGGCAUGGGCGGCGACGAGACUGUACAUAGCGGUGCAGGACGCGGCCUCACCGAGCCGCCAAUUCGACGCUUCCUCGUCAACGUUUGUGAACGUUCCGUGACCCCUGGUGACCGCCGUCUCACCAUCCCCCCCCCUCUCCAUUACCUUCCCUCCUUAGCGCUUAACUCGAUCGCGUUUAAGGUGAGAAGACUGAAUUAUUGUUACGAGCGAUUCCUUAUAGUUUUUUAUUGAAAUUAAUUAUGUAAAUUAUGAAUUUACUGUCGAUUUGUUUCAAUUGCACGAGGGUCGUUGUGGUCGUGUGAUCUGUACGGCCGUGCUGUACCUUUGCUUAUUGCACAUCUUCCAUACGUGUGAAAUGAGAAUAAAAAAGACAAAACAAGUCGAGAAAAGUGGUUAAAUGAAAACUCAGGCGCUUUAACGAAGACAAUGAAAUGCGAAGUGCAAGCGUGUGGAAUCUCGUUUCCGCCGGUGUGGUAGUCGUGAACCUACGCAUGUCGCCGUCGGUUUCACUCCAGGGCAGUCUCGCUUAGGCCCUCUCGAAGUAGCGUCUCCCACGAACAUGACGUUCUCAAACCAUCAAAGCUUUUCGUCGUCUGUUGGUGUUUCCGCACUCCAAGAUCAACUGUGUUGAUUACGUUUGCUCUACCAAGGACCAAUGCCGGGAUUGUUGCUACUCUGCAGGUUUCCACGGCGGUGUGUGCAGACCCAGAGGUGUGUUUACAGUGUCCAUAUAUACAGUUAUCUACAUGUUCACACACACACACGCGCGUGUACAAAAUAUGCUUGAACUUGAACGGGAGAAAAUAUUUCAUCUCUGCGAAAAAAAAUAAAACCUCGAGCGAAUUUACUUGCGCUGUGUCGCGGAUGCGCUUCGUCAAAUAAAACGAGGACAUUUAAACCCCAA